Sphaerulina musiva SO2202 is the source of this 930-nucleotide messenger RNA. RefSeq lists its product as uncharacterized. The coding region runs from base 1 to 930 and encodes 309 amino acids. Gene Ontology annotation, molecular function: protein binding. NCBI's taxonomy places the organism in Eukaryota, Fungi, Ascomycota, Dothideomycetes, Mycosphaerellales, Mycosphaerellaceae. The record is from RefSeq and is a predicted model, not a curated record. The transcript has 3 exons.
AUGGGAGAACGGCCUCGCCAAGAAUUGCUCUAUGGUCUGGCUUCACUCUAUCACUCGCGAGACUUUUCCGAUUUGGUAGUCUUUGGGAAAGAUGGCUCUCGACAUGCCGUUCAUCGUGCGGUUUUGUGUCCGCGGUCCGAGUACAUCUAUACUGCUGUGAAGGAGGGCAAAUGGAGGGGAGGCAUCGAAGGACACUUGGCAUUACCAGAAGAAGAUGAUGAAGUAGUGAGAUUGAUAGUCGAGUACUUCUAUCUCCUCGACUACGACCCUAUCAUCCGGACAUCCUCGGAAGAUAUUACUCCUCCUACCGAUAUAUCGCGCUCCAGCUCCGAUGCCCUCAGUUUCCGUACAGAUGCAGGAACCUACGGCCACGUCUACGGGUCCUCGGCAAUCAGCGCCUUUGGCGGACCCGAAUCCAUCUUCAGCAGCAGCAACGCCGCCUCAGCUCCCUUUCGAGCCCGCACCGACUCGGCAUUGACGAUGCAUGCGAUACCCGGGGGUCCUCCCACCGACUUCCACACAUUCAGCAAUAAUCCCCAGCCACGGCGACGCAAGACGAUGAGCAGAGGCAUGGUGAUGAGUGCACCGGAGCCGUCCCCGCUCGCGACAAAGGAAGCACAUUUAAUCUUGCACGCGAGAAUGUAUGCAGCAGCAGAAAAGUAUGGCAUUGGAGGUCUGAAAGCGCUGGCACUGGACAAGUUCAAAAUCCAAUUGACGCGACAUUGGGACGCAGUCGAGUUUGCAGAGGCAAUUCAUGUCGUGUACUCGUCGACGCCGCCUUCGGAUAAGGAUAUGCGGGAGGUGGUGGCGGAUACAUUGGGUUGGCAUGGACGGUUAUUGGAGAAGCCGGAGAUUGAAGUGGCGAUUUUGGAUAUUAAUGGAUUGGCGUAUGAGUUGUUGAAGCGGAGGGCAAUGGACUACCUUGUUUAG